Messenger RNA from Plenodomus lingam JN3, 162 nucleotides. RefSeq lists its product as uncharacterized. NCBI's taxonomy places the organism in Eukaryota, Fungi, Ascomycota, Dothideomycetes, Pleosporales, Leptosphaeriaceae. The record is from RefSeq and is a predicted model, not a curated record.
AUGCAAUCCCCCAAACCCGCCUCCCUUGAACCAGCUGUAUUCGUGACGAGACCCAGGAUGGCUGAGACUAUUGAGAUUGCGCGCGUGCGUGAGUGUGUGUAUAUAAGCAUAUGGCAUAGCAUAGCGUCGCAAAGCCAAAAAGAAAACCCCCCGCCGCCGUAA